CUAUAUGCAGUGGAAUCAUGAAGGUAGCCUGUAUUCUCCUGUUGUGUCUAGCUGCUGGAAGUCAAGCCAAUUUUCUCGAUGACCUAAAGAAUGCCUUUUCAAAUGUUGGACACGCCUUAACAACCACGGUCCAUGCUGUUGGAGAUCAGGCCAAAGUAGUUGGACAGAAUCUUCUUAAUGCAGCGAAAGAACAAGGCUCACAGCUCGCUUCACAAGCUCUUCAGAGUCUGUUGAUGGGAACCAUGAAUGCUCUCAGUAAUCCUGCCGGUACAGACACCGCUGGUACCAAAAGAUCUCUGUCUGAACUCCUUCAGCAGUCAAAGCCUUUGACUGAUGCCGCCAAGCAGAUUGUGGACGAGAAGAUGGACAAACUGAAAGGUGUCUACACAGAGGCUUUGGACAAGCUCAAAACUCUCUCCUCUAAACUGACCGAUCUUCCCGCUUCUGAACUUAUCCGCAAAGUUGACCAGGUCGUGGCCGCCCAUCACAUUGUUGCUGACGAUAUCCAAACCGAACUCGUCACUGAAUUGACUGGACUCUUCGGAAAAGUCCUAGCUUUACACCCAGGACAUAAGAGAAGCACCUUCACAGACGCUCUCGCCACAGUUGGUCAAGGUCUUGCUAACUUCUUCAAGCCCCAUGUCCAGGCUGUUCAGCAGCUGGUCAGUGGAGUUGGUGAUUCCUUGAAGCAGACAGCCACUGCAUUCCACACAAGUUUGACCACAGGAGCUCAUGGAGAUGCUGUCCAUCAAUCUGUAUCUGCUCUGGCACAACACGGACAAAAUGCUCUUAGUGCCCUUAAGGACGCUGUCUCCGACAUCCUCCAACAAACUCUGACCAACAUGCAGCCACAUAUUGUUAACCUUCUCAAUCAUGGUUCCCAAGCUCUUCAAGAAACCCUCGCCAAACAAAACGCUGGCACUCCCUCCGAGUGAACUGUGUCCUCCACGUAAAGGAUCAUGUUAAAAUAAAUUAUUGAUGUAAAUAAAUCUAGAUCUAUGUUACAA
Molecule: messenger RNA, 1007 nt
Organism: Saccostrea echinata
Lineage: Eukaryota; Metazoa; Mollusca; Bivalvia; Ostreida; Ostreidae
Exons: 6
Coding region: 18-935 (305 amino acids)
Source: RefSeq, a predicted model, not a curated record